Messenger RNA from Mucor velutinosus, 246 nucleotides. RefSeq lists its product as uncharacterized. The record is from RefSeq and is a predicted model, not a curated record. NCBI's taxonomy places the organism in Eukaryota, Fungi, Mucoromycota, Mucoromycetes, Mucorales, Mucoraceae. Bases 1 to 246 code for a protein of 81 amino acids. The transcript has a single exon.
AUGGCAGAGAUUGUCCCAAGUGUACAACACUAUCAGCUUCUUUACUAUGCUUCUUACUCGUUUGAUUCCUGCUGCUUUAUUGGCUUUUCUUCUGAGGUCCUCUGUACCUCGCUUCACAAUCGGUGGGUGUUCCCUGAAGGAGCCGGCAAUGUCAAGGAGAUCAAGUCCUCUGUUCGCGUGCCUCAUGGCUCUGAUCCCGAGCACGCUUACUGGAUGGCUAAUGGAUUCAAUCAAGGCUUGUUUUAA